UAGCCCCAAUACUCUCUACAGCCUACUCUACUCUGUUCCACUCUGCUCUGUUCCACUCUACUCUGUUCCACUCUACUCUGUUCUACUCUACUCUGUUCCACUCUACUCUGUUCUACUCUGCUCUAUUCCACUCUGUUCUGUUUGGUUCCACUCUGCUCUGUUCUGUUCCACUUUGUUCUGUUCCACUCUGCUCUGUUCCACUCUGCUCUGUUCUGUUCCACUCUGUUCUGUUCCACUCUGCUCUGUUCAGUUCCACUCUGUUCUGUUCCACUCUGUUCUGUUCCACUCUGCUCUGGUCUGUUCCACUCUGUUCUGUUUCACUCUGUUCUGUUCUGCUCUGUUCCACUCUGCUCUGUUCCACUCUACUCUGUUCCACUCUGCUCUGUUCCACUCUAAUCUGCCUGCCAGGAGGAGAGGCAGAGCUGGCUGCAGCCCCAGAUGAUGCGGACGGACAAUAAAGGCCGGAGCGCCUCCCCCCACAGGAACGCCUACAAGUCUGACUUCCACACCAUCAAAUGCUCCUUGGAUGCCGCGACCAUGCCUAGACCUUCUUCCCUGGGCGCCUCAAUCCCUUCACCUGGAUCCAUGGCAGUCCCUCACACCAGGACUAGCAGUGGGAGUGACCCUGGUGAAGGUACCAGGGGUGGGUCCCUCAGCCCUAGAGGAACUAAGAUCAAAGACAACAUCUUCCUCCAGAUGGACAGCCAACAGCACCACCUCCACCUCUUAUCUCAGGCCCUGCCCAAACACCCUCUCAGCUCCAGCUCUGUCCGGAGCAGUGUGGCCAGCAUGUCCAGCGUAGAAUUGUCUAUGCUAGAUAAACCGUUUAAGGCAGAGGAGAUAGCAGAGAUAGACAGAGCUGCUCUAGCCCAGAAGUUCUCGGUGACCCGGAAGCUCUUUGAGAAGGUCAGUGGGGGUCAACGUUUAAAGGUCAGCCCUGGCAGAGAUAGCAGGAGGUUGGUGGAGGAGAGUGGGGAGGAAAGGGGGAGUGCAAGGAGCAGGUUAGAUAGGGAGCAGCUGACAUCCAUGUCAGAAAGUGAAGGAGAGGGGGAGAGAAGGAAAGAACUCAUGAACAUACACAUUUCACUACCCAACAUAAAACUCCAUACAGCCACUUCCUCACUGGACACCAGUUUGCCUACACCCCUUCACCCUGUUAAUGGUCACUACAGUGAGACAUUUUCCCCUGACAGUAGAAGUCCUACAACUGACCCAUCAGACCGCAGGAGUGUGUACGGUCGACGUGUGUUAGAUGGGAGUGUGUGUGAGGGCUUUGUGUUCUCCCAUGUAUCCAACCUUUCUUGCCCAGCACCCAGCUCCCCCCACUCUCAGCCUCCAUCCCCUUCUUCCAACUCCCCCAGUCCUCUCACCCCAGUCUCCCCUUGUUCUGACCAGACUGACCUCUAUAGCCCUAGUAGUCCUAAUGCUGACCCCCUGUACAACAGGAGUUUGUCUGAGGGGAACCACCCUAAUGACCUUGACAUGACCCCUGAUGUCCCUUUGACCCCCAAAGAGGGGUCAGGGGCUGGGACUGUAAGGGCUGAGCUAGUGGAGGUGAAGAAUGAGUCAUCUGAGAGCGACGGUAAUGAAGGAGAGGAGGAAGGCAAGAGGGAGGAGGGCAAUGAGAAUAACCUGGUGGAUGAUGUGUUUGAAGAAUCCAAAGUGGAACCUAGAAUGGUGGAACCUACAUCGGCACAAAGAACAGUAGAACCUAGAAUGGUGGAAUCUACAUCGGCACAAAGAACAGUAGAACCUAGAAUGGUGGAACCUACAUCGGCACAAAGAACAGUAGAACCUAGAAUGGUGGAAUCUACAUCGGCACAAAGAACAGUAGAACCUAGAAUGGUGGAAUCUACAUCGGCACAAAGAACAGUAGAACCUAGAAUGGUGGAACCUACAUCGGCACAAAGAACAGUAGAACCUAGAAUGGUGGAAUCUACAUCGGCACAAAGAACAGUAGAACCUAGAAUGGUGGAAAAGAGAACGGUUGAACAUCCAGUAGAACCCAGAAUGGUAGAGUGUGUGGAGGGAUUCCCUGACAGUCUUGAAGUGACUGAACAGGAAAGUGAAUCAGAAAGAGACAUGAAUCAGCAGGAGACAGAACAGAGGGAAGAGCGAAUGGACGGAGAAAACAGACCGAUCAGACAAGCAAUAGAGCAGCACAGAGAAGAGGGGACAACCGGAGACGGUGAGAAAGUGGAGGUAGAGGUGAAAAGAGAUGAGGCAGGAGAGCAGGAGGAAAAGAAACUUGAGAGAGAAACCAUGUGCAGUGACUACAAAGAAAAGAUGAGGGAGGAGGUGAGAGAGGGAGAGGAGGAAGCGAAAGAGAAGGCCGGAUUGGAAGAUGGAGGGAUUGACUUCAGGGAAAAAGAAGAAGAGGAAAGAAAGUCUAGAGGGAGAGUGGAAGUGAAGGAAGAGCAGGAGAGGGAAGAGGGGGAGUGCACUGAGAGAGGAGAUGAGAAGAAUGGAUCUGCUGCCGUCAUUGGAAUUGAGAAUGAGGCCUUUGUGGAGGACGGGGAACUGAACUCGUCGGAGUGUCAUGACGAUUUGGAAUGGCCCAGAAAGGACUGGGAGCAGCUCUUUAUGGAAUAUGAGGAGAUUCCCAGUCUUCCCCAUGAGGAUGAUGAUGAUGUGGAUUCUGCUAAGAGGAGAAAGAUUAAGUUCUCUACAGCACCAAUCAAGGUGUUCCUGACCUACUCAAAUGCAGACUAUGACCGGCGUAAUGAUGAUGUUGACCCUGUGUCUGCCUCUGCUGAGUAUGAACUGGAGAAGAGAGUGGACAAGAUGGAUGUCUUCCCUGUCCAGAUAAAGAAAGGAGAGGAGGGCCUGGGUAUCAGUAUAAUAGGGAUGGGGGUAGGGGCUGACCAGGGGCUGGAGAAGUUGGGGAUCUUCGUUAAGACCAUCACAGAGAACGGAGCUACACAACAGGACGGACGUAUCCAGGUGAAUGACCAGAUAGUGGAGGUGGAUGGGGUCAGUCUGGUCGGAGUCACACAGCUGUUUGCUGCCACCGUGCUAAAGAACACCAUUGGCUCUGUCAGGUUUUUUAUUGGACGGGAGAAGCAGGGAGAGGAGAGUGAGGUGGCCCGUCUAAUCAAUGAGAGUCUGGAGCAGGACAAGACACCGUCUACAGUAGAGGUUUUAAAUGAUGGUGUUGUGGGACUCAGCUCAGUGGAUGAGACGGUAGAAGUCCUCCGUACAGAUGAUGAAGAGGAUGACGAAGAGAAAGAAAUCACCAGCUGCCUCAGAUGCCAACAGCUCCAGUUAAAAGUCCGGACCAAAUCAGACCAACUCUGCCUAGUGCAGGAGAAGCUGAGGGUGUGUGAGGAGCAGCAGGCCUUGUGGGAGAGUCAUCAGGCUGAGCUGAAGGGGCGUAUCCAGGAUGGAGAGGAGAAGGCUGACAAACUAGAGAAGUACUGGCAGGAGGCCCAGGCUCUGUGCAGGAUUGUGAACCAGCGAUUGGCUGACACCCAGAGCCAAUUAGACAGCCUGGAGGUAAAAUACAGCAAGGCCAAGAGACUGCUGAGGGAAUUCCAACACAGGGAGAAGGAGAGCGAGGGGAGAGAGGAGGAGCUGCAGAGAGAGAUGGAGGAGAGCGAGAGGAUACAUGGAGAGACUGUGGAGAGACUCCAGAGACGGAUAGGUCUACUGGAGAGAGGGGAGAUGGUCCCUGAGAGUGACAACCAAUCACUGGAUACCUCAUUUACAUCAAGUGCAGACUGGUGCAUUGCGGUGCCUGUGACAGGUCUGUUAGACACCAGCGCUCACAGGGCCAGAGCACAGCUCGCCCAAAAAGCCAAGAGACACCCUCCCUCACGAGACAAACUCAGAGAGUCCUUCAGACAACAGGGUGAGGAAGACCAUAUUCAGAGCUGUGACGGGAAGAGCCAAUCACUGACUACGAUCGCACCACGAGAGACGGGACGAUCGGUCUCAGCAGGCGGUCACCGUGUCCACUCCAGCACAUCCUCUCUGUCUGCCCUCACCUCCAAGCCCCACCCCCCCUCUCUCCUCACCCCCCAGCCAGGCCAGUCCCCCACUAAUGAGGACAAGUCAUCUACCACACGCAAAUCAAAGAGGAGAUUCCCUGACUUCAGCGGCCUCCGCAAGUCUCUGAGGAGAGGGAGGAAGAGUGAGGAGAAGAAGAACAAGGAAAGACCCCUAGACCACAGGGGUUUAUGUGUUAACCUGGUGGAUGCCCCCAGCGGUGGUGUCUCUCCCUCUGUCUCCUCCAUGCCCUCCUGCCUACCCUUCUCCUGGUUCGGAGAGCGAGGGAGGGAGAAGGAGGGAGGGAAGCUUAGGUCUGUCUCCAGCAGCAGUCUACCGCACAUGACCACCGGAGGCAGUAGAGAAUGCCAGAGAGUGAAUGUAGGAGACCCAGGUAGUCCCAGCUCUGCUCUCCUGUCAGGGAUGCUGUCAGAUCUGUCUCUCUCUGCACACUCUCAAACUCUCACGUUCUCAUCAGAGAACCUGGAUGAUGACUCUGUCCCAGUUGGUAACGAUUACCAAUGGCAAAGCCGACCCCUGGACCAAUGGACUAAUCAGCAGGUCUGUCUGUGGUUGAUUGGCAUGAGCAUGGACCAAUACGCGGCCCAGUUCACAGCCAAUGGUGUGGAUGGGCUGCAACUUCUCAGUCUGGACAACAACAAACUCAAGGCUCUGGGUGUGUGCAGUCACAGUGACCGUGCUGCUCUGAAGAGAAGGCUGAAGGAGAUGAGGAAGACUAUGGAGAGAGAGGAAAAGGAGAGAGAGAAGGGAAAGGAGGAGAGGGAACAUGAGAAGAGGAAGGAGAGAAAGGAGGACAGGCAUAGUGGUAAAAAGGUCAGAACCGAGUCCCUCUGCUAAAGUCUGGACCCUGACCUCUAACCUCUAAACCCGGAAAUAAUCUUCAAUCACAACUUUUUGUCUAAGUCCUACUACUAUUAGGCUCAUCUCAUGCAUUCCAGCCUUUAGACAAUCAGCUAUAGUCUCUCUCUAUUAUAAACUCUACCAGCACAGAAACGUCAGUCUUACUGUUAGUCUUCACUGUGACUGGUGAAAUAUACUUUAUCUGUUUUGUAACAGUAUUUAUGUACAGAUGUUUCUAUACGAAUGUUGUACAAUUGAUUGCAAUGAAACACUUAAUUAUUUUAAGCUGGGAAUAUUUUACAUUCAUUAAUAAAUAAUGUUUUAAACGUA
Salvelinus fontinalis (brook trout) is the source of this 5178-nucleotide messenger RNA. RefSeq names its product neurabin-1-like. The transcript is spliced from 19 exons. Gene Ontology annotation, cellular component: postsynaptic density; actin cytoskeleton; cytoplasm. Bases 439 to 4845 code for a protein of 1468 amino acids. Gene Ontology annotation, biological process: actin filament organization; calcium-mediated signaling; neuron projection development. The record is from RefSeq and is a predicted model, not a curated record. Gene Ontology annotation, molecular function: actin filament binding. Lineage: Eukaryota; Metazoa; Chordata; Actinopteri; Salmoniformes; Salmonidae.